Molecule: messenger RNA, 1965 nt
Organism: Spodoptera exigua (beet armyworm)
Lineage: Eukaryota; Metazoa; Arthropoda; Insecta; Lepidoptera; Noctuidae
Source: the annotation of a GenBank genome assembly
GUUACAAAGUAAUUAAUUGUUUUUGUUUAAAACAGAUCGACAUUUACAACAUAAUAUUAAAAAGAUCGAUAUUUUGAGUUUAUCGAAUUAUAUAAUAAUAAGAAUGGCUGAAGAUUUAGAUGUGGAAGCUAUGUUGGAGGCACCCUAUAAUAACAAAUCGGAUAACACUUCCUCUUCAAAGCAUCGAUCGGACAAGUAUUCUGAUAAGCACAAAGACAGAGACCGGGAUGGAAGUCGAAGACGUAGCCGGUCGAGAGACAGAAGAAAAUCGAAAGAACGAGACGCACGUCGUUCAAAAGAAAGAGAUGAUAGGAAAGACAGAGAUCGUGAACGAGACAAAGAUCGUAAGGAUAGAGAUCGUGACCGCGAACGUGAUCGUGAUCGCGAGCGUGAACGUGAUCGAGGUGACCGUGGUGAUCGUGGUGACCGCGAGCGCGACCGCGGCGAACGCGAUCGUGACCGUGAUCGUGAACGAGACCGUGGAGAAAGGGACCGCGAACGCGACCGUGAGCGCGAACGCGACCGGGACAAGGAUAAGGACAGGGAUCGCACUCAUAGAGAUAAAGAACGUGACAAGGAUAAAGAACGUGAACGCGAUAGAGAUAAAAGACGGAGCAGAGACAAAGAACGCAGUCGAGAACGUGACCGCAGCAGCCGCGACCGAACCUCUAAUAGCAAAAGAGAAAAAACUAUUGAAAGAGAUCCCUCUAAAGAAUACCGAUCAAAAUCUAGAGGUCUUGAGCCUAAAUUAGAUGACUUGCCUCCAGAAGAACGAGAUCUUCGAACUGUUUUCUGUAUGCAGUUAUCUCAAAGAAUUCGCGCUAAAGAUCUUGAAGAAUUUUUCUCCUCAGUCGGAAAAGUAAGAGAUGUAAGACUUAUCACCUGCAACAAGACCCGAAGAUUUAAAGGCAUAGCUUAUAUUGAAUUUAAAGAUGCUGAAUCAGUACCUUUGGCUCUAGGUUUGACGGGACAAAAGUUGCUCGGAGUUCCUAUUAUUGUACAACAUACGCAAGCAGAAAAGAACAGGGUAGGCAAUACAUUGCCAAACUUAGCACCAAAGACCAGUAACGGACCAACAAGACUAUAUGUGGGUUCAUUGCAUUUUAACAUUACAGAAGACAUGCUCCGCGGCAUUUUUGAACCUUUUGGAAAAAUCGAUCAUAUUCAGCUUAUGACGGACCCUGAAUCAGGAAAAAGUAAAGGAUAUGGAUUUCUUACUUUUCAUCAUGCCGCAGAUGCCAAAAAGGCAAUGGAGCAAUUGAAUGGGUUUGAAAUAGCUGGAAGACCAAUGAAAGUAGGCAAUGUCACAGAGCGGACUGAUGGUGGUUCCAGCACUCGAUUUGAUGCAGAUGAGCUGGACCGAGCUGGUAUUGACUUAGGUGCCACAGGACGCUUACAAUUAAUGUUUAAACUAGCAGAAGGCACUGGAUUACAGAUACCACCUGCUGCAGCAUCAGUGUUGAUGGGCGCCGGCUCAGCGCUAGUUACUCCACAGCCUCAAGUAGCACCUCCCAUUGCAACACAGUGUUUUAUGCUCAACAAUAUGUUCGAUCCAGCAUCGGAAACAAAUCCUAAUUGGGACAUAGAAAUAAGAGAUGAUGUUAUUAGUGAAUGUAAUAAACACGGAGGAGUAUUGCAUGUAUAUGUGGAUAAAGCAUCCCCCCAAGGAAAUGUUUACUGUAAAUGUCCAACGAUAGCGACGGCGGUGGCCUCAGUUAACACAUUACACGGCAGGUGGUUUGCCGGCCGCGUCAUCACAGCGGCUUACGUGCCGCUUGUCAACUACCACUCGCUAUUCCCUGAUGCGAUGACUGCACUUACUCUCUUGUUGCCAUCCAGACAACGAUAAACACAGCAAUAAAUAAGCAUUUAUAUUUUAACAAUUUUGGUCUUGCGUAUACUGAUUUAUUUAAUAUCUAGUGAGGACCUAAUUCUAGAUAAUAAAGUUAUUAUUAUGUAAACUAA